This is a messenger RNA of Corythoichthys intestinalis (scribbled pipefish), 2200 nucleotides long. It is a transcript of the gene sox18, whose product is annotated as SRY-box transcription factor 18. Bases 296 to 1825 code for a protein of 509 amino acids. Gene Ontology annotation, biological process: cell differentiation; regulation of DNA-templated transcription; anatomical structure morphogenesis. The record is from RefSeq and is a predicted model, not a curated record. The transcript has 2 exons. NCBI's taxonomy places the organism in Eukaryota, Metazoa, Chordata, Actinopteri, Syngnathiformes, Syngnathidae. Gene Ontology annotation, molecular function: RNA polymerase II cis-regulatory region sequence-specific DNA binding; DNA-binding transcription factor activity, RNA polymerase II-specific.
AGCCACUGAGUUAGACGGAUCAGAGCAAGCGAACCAAAAGAAAGACAGUGAAGAAAAGCAGAGAUUUUGUGGAAUAUCUUCUGAGGAAUAUUUUGGUUUCUUUCCCAUUGUCACGCCCCUAUCGGAUCUCCAUGUUUGUACGCGGGAUUUGUGGUCCAAAUCUAUCACAGUCUUGCCUUCAUCUGAAAGAGCUGGUGCUUAUCUUAGAAACUUUGCAACCCAACACACCGAGAGAGACGUUUGCAGAAUUCUACUUGGACUAAAAUCAAAGGCCAAGAUUAAGCCCAGUUCUGGGAUGAAUUUAACUGAACCAAGCUUGUCCCGGGGGGCUCUGCUGCAUCCUGCCCAGGUAUCACUUGUGAGCCCGUCGUGGGCCUCGAGGACCCCAAGUCCUGCUUCUGAUCUCGAAAUGGGUUUCGAGCAGAACAUAUCCAGAGACUGUAGCUCUCCUAAUGAUAAUGGCACCAGAAGAGCAGAACCCAGGGGCUUUCCCACGGAAGGUGGCCGGAGUCCAGAUAUGGUGGGAUGCUCAGGUAAUGGUAAAGGCUUGGGGGGUGAGCAAAGGAUCCGAAGGCCCAUGAACGCUUUCAUGGUGUGGGCAAAAGAUGAGAGGAAACGACUCGCCUUGCAGAACCCAGACCUUCAUAACGCCGUGCUCAGUAAGAUGCUCGGUCAGUCAUGGAAGGCGUUAAAUUCAACAGAGAAGCGUCCUUUUGUUGAGGAAGCAGAACGUCUGCGCCUUCAGCACCUCCAGGAUCAUCCAAACUACAAGUACCGCCCCCGCCGUAAAAAGACCACGAAGAAACUUAAGCGUGUGGAGCCGGGGCUUUUGCUUCACAGCCUAGCCCAAAGUCAUGGCAUGGGUCCCGCUAUCAUCCCAAUGAGUGGAGAAAGCGGCCAUGGAACCUCUCCUUAUGGACAUGCGCCUCACCACCACCACUCCCACAACCUGCUGGGCCACUUCAGGGACCUCCAGGCACACGGACACCAAGACCUAGAGAGCUACGGCCUGCCUACGCCUGAGAUGUCUCCUCUGGAUGUUCUGGAAAAUGGUGUUGGUGAAUCAGUUUUCUUCCCCCAGCAUGCACAGGAAGAUGCAGGAAUGGGGGGCUGGAAUAGCUAUCACCACCCUCACCACCAUAACCCGCAUUACAGCCAUCCCUAUGGCAACCACCACAACCCUAUGCAUAGUGUCCCACCGAGCCAUAGUCCUGGAGGGAACACUUUGAGUGGAGGCCGGAAUCCGAGAAUGGCAUCGGUUGAAUCGAACAGUACUCGGAUGAAUACAGCACAAACAUCAGGCCGCCAUAUUGCCUUGAGGAGUCCUAUGAAAUGUCCCCCACUUCCACAUGACUCAGUGUCCUAUCCUCAGUCCUCACUCAGCCUCCAUGAGACUGUCAAACCCCAUCAAGGCUCCCUUCCUGCCAGCUACUAUGGCCAAAUGUACAGCAAUACAGCCCCCAAUUUCACCCCGGCUCAUUUGGGCCAACUUUCUCCUCCUCCUGAGACCUCGCCCACUUCUUGUUCAUCCUUCCUCCCUCAUGUUCAUAUAGCAGACCCAUCCAAUUCGGAGUCAACAAGUCAUUUGGGGUCUUCUUCCGCUGAAUUCUGGUCUGAGGUGGACAGGCAUGAAAUGGACCAGUACGUGAAUACCGCAAGAAACCGAGAAGAUGUCUAUGGACAUGGUGGGGUCGGGUCCAAGGUCCUGGUCUGGCGGGGUAACGCUGAUCGAGAUGGCGGGAGUGAGGAAGGAGUCAGUCCUCUUAUAUCUGCGCUUUCUGAUGCUAGCAGUGCUGUCUAUUAUAGUGCUUGUAUCACUGGUUAACACUUAUAUUUUAGGUAUCGUCCUGCUUUGUGUUUAUCUGAACUGUUUUAGGAUUCAUCUGAACUCUUGAUAGAUUAUGUUGAGCUCACAUAUUGCUUUAACUCUUGCUUAUACUCCUGUGAUCCAUAUUACACACUUGUUCAAAUGAUGGAUAUCAAUAUGCAAAAGAAAAACCCACGGAGGACAGAGAAACAACUUCAAAUUUAAUAAUUUAUUGAAAAUGUUUAUCUCUAAAAUCUAAUUGUUUUUUAGUUUGGUUCAACAGAAUUAUUUGAAAUCAUAAAAAGAGACUGGAAUUUGAUAAACUGCCUGGUGACGAGCCACAAUGCCUCUGGAGGAAUGUGUUAUACAAAAUAAGUUGUCACUUUAUGAAGU